Talaromyces proteolyticus is the source of this 870-nucleotide messenger RNA. RefSeq names its product fumarylacetoacetate hydrolase family protein. Gene Ontology annotation, molecular function: catalytic activity. NCBI's taxonomy places the organism in Eukaryota, Fungi, Ascomycota, Eurotiomycetes, Eurotiales, Trichocomaceae. The record is from RefSeq and is a predicted model, not a curated record. Bases 1 to 870 code for a protein of 289 amino acids. The transcript is spliced from 3 exons.
AUGUCUUCGAUUUCGCGUCUCGUUCGCUUUCUUGCCAGAGAUGGGUUGACAUACUACGGCGAUGCCAUUUUGCCACCUGGAGUCAGCGACAUCUCGAAAGCCACAACGGCUCGGGUAAUCAAAGGAGAUAUCUUUGACCGGCCUUAUGUAACAGAUCAAAUUGCAGAGGUGAAGAAGCUGUUGGCGCCUCUGGCGUGGGAAGAUAUCAAAACCGUGCGGUGCCUGGGUUUAAACUAUGAGCAACAUGCGAAGGAGUCCAACCUUCCAAUUCCCAAAUACCCAGUUCUGUUCUACAAACCAGUGACGUCUAUCGCCGGCCCUUCUGACGAUAUCCCUAUCUCGUCUAUGGCCCAGGAAGGCGAGGGUCUUGAUUAUGAGUGUGAACUAGUGGUGGUCAUCGGGAAAGAAGCCAAAGACGUCCCCGAAUCGCGCGCUUUGGACUACGUUUUUGGCUAUGCUGUUGGCAAUGAUGUUUCCCAUCGCGAUUGGCAGCUCAAACGAGGCGGUGGUCAAUGGGGGUUGGGCAAGAGCUUUGAUGGAUGGGCACCUUUUGGACCGGGAAUUGUAUCCUCAAAACUGAUCAAUGACCCAGGUGCUCUCAAUAUCUCAACGAAACUAAAUGGGGAGACAGUACAAUCAUCAUCCACCAAGGAUUUGAUUUUCGGUGUCGCCCAUGCGAUCUCAUUUCUUUCACAGGGGACCACACUCCAACCUGGGGAUCUUAUAUUCACUGGAACUCCUCAAGGCGUUGGGAUGGGUCGUCGCCCCCAGCUGUGGCUUAAAGACGGCGAUUUAGUUGAAGUGGCACUCCAAAAUGUAGGAUCUUGCGUCAAUCGUGUGGUUUACGCCAAGCCAGCUGCAAAACUUUGA